AAAACCGGCGUCAGGGGCUGCGUUGUCGGGGCUUUUGCGCGGAGGAAGGACGGCGAGAGAAGUUGCUUGGAGAGCUUUUGGAGAGCUGGCGUUGCGCGCGGCCCCGACGCCCCAGGGAGCGCGCGUGGAGCCGGGGACCCCCUUCGGAAGGCAGCCCAGGGGCCGGGGUCUCCAACAAGUGCCAAAAAGUCCGGGUUUGGGGUUUGGAUUGAGGGGAGAAUUGGAGCUUUCCCCAUUGCGCGCUUGCCUCUUUUUGGACGGCGCGCGUUUGGAGAGGUGGGUCCCCCUCUCCAAAAAGGGACCCCUCUCUUGCCGCUUCCCUCCUCCUCCUCCUUGUUUCCGAUGCUGGCGAUGAUGAGCGAGGGCGACGCCAAAGCCUUGCGGGCGGCCAGCCCCACGGACGGCGGGUCGCUUUCCCCGGACAACUCCGACUCGGAGGCGCCUUCCUCUCCCAACGGGUCGGAAGGCGCGACUCAGAAGCGGGCCAAGGAUGCCGGAGAGGCGCAGAGCCCUUCGGAGGCGGACGAGCGCUUCCCGGCCUGCAUCCGCGACGCCGUCUCCCAGGUGCUGAAGGGCUACGACUGGAGCCUGGUGCCCAUGCCCACGCGGGGCCACGGCGCCCUCAAGGCCAAGCCCCACGUCAAGCGGCCCAUGAACGCCUUCAUGGUCUGGGCUCAGGCUGCCCGGAGGAAGCUGGCCGACCAGUACCCGCACCUCCACAACGCCGAGCUCAGCAAGACCCUGGGCAAGCUCUGGCGCUUGCUCAGUGAGAGUGAGAAGCGUCCCUUUGUGGAGGAAGCAGAGCGGCUGAGGGUCCAGCACAAGAAGGACCACCCUGACUACAAAUACCAGCCCCGGCGGAGGAAGAGCGUCAAGGCCGGCCAGAGUGAUUCAGACUCCGGGGCCGAACUGGGCCACCAUGGCGCGAGCCAGGUCUACAAGACUGACACUGGACUGGGCUCCAUGAACGAAGGCCACCACCACGGAGACCACACAGGACAGCCCCACGGGCCCCCGACCCCUCCAACCACCCCAAAGACGGAUCUCCACCAUGGGGCCAAGCAGGAGCCAAAGCACGAAGGCCGGCGACCAGUGGAGAGCGGCCGGCAGAACAUUGACUUCAGCAACGUGGACAUCUCUGAGCUGAGCAGUGAGGUCAUCAACAACAUGGAGACCUUCGACGUCCAUGAGUUCGACCAGUAUUUGCCGCUCAACGGCCACUCGGGUCUACCCUCAGCAGCGGCGGAACAUGGGCAGAACUCCACAGCGGCAGCAGGGGGCUCUUAUGGGGCACCGUACGGUGGAGGAACGCCCCCAGUUUGGACACACAAAAGCCCCAGCUCCGUGUCUCCGUCCUCUGCCGAAGCCGGGCAGCAACAGCGGCCGCACAUCAAGACGGAGCAACUCAGCCCCAGCCAUUAUAAUGACCAACCGCAUGGCUCGCCAACCCACUCUGAUUAUGGGUCAUACGGCACCCAAGCAAGCACCACAACGGUCUCCGCAGCACCAGCCACAGCCUCCUUCUCUGGCUCCCAGUGCGACUACACUGAUCUCCAGAGCUCCAGCUACUACAACCCCUAUUCAGGGUACCCUUCCAGCAUCUACCAGUACCCCUACUUCCAUUCCUCACGCCGUCCUUAUGCCACCCCGAUCCUGAACAGCCUCUCCAUUCCGCCAUCACACAGCCCCACCACCAACUGGGACCAACCCGUCUACACGACACUGACGAGGCCCUGAAAGAGGACCAAAGUGGGGGGGACAGUGAUUCUAACAAGAUCUCCUUUCCCCUAAAAUAAAAACAUUGAGGUGGAGCAAGCUUGUGUUCUGCUGCUCCAGAGACUAGGACACCACGGAGCCAUGGUUUCAAAUUGCAGUGAAAGAGAUGUGGUCCACUGGAGUCUCCCUCUCCAGAAGUCUUGGAUGGCCAUCUGUCGGGAAGGCUUGGAUGGUGUCUGUCUUCACGGCAGAAUGAGGUCAGACUGGAGUCUCUUCCAGCUCUAGGAUUCUGUAUUUCUCCGAUUCUAUGUAUGCACUACACAAAUGAAGGGGGAAAAUGGCAAAACAGUAAAAUACCUUCCGCGGAGCAUCGGUUUGUUGUCUCAAGUGCCUCCUCUUUCUUCUCCUCCGGGACUUUCCCGUGACAUUUUCAAAGAUUCUAUUUUCUCUAUUAAUAAUAAUAAUUAAUAAUGAGCAGUGGAGGAAAAAAUAUUAAUAAUAAUAAUAAUAACAGCAACAGUAACAACUUAUGACCAGUCUUUUGGAGAAAUAGAGGACGAGAUGUUCUAACUCAUCUGUGAGGCCUUGAAAAAGCAGGAUUCGAACGCAGGACGAAAGAGGAGGAGAUGACGGUGUCCGAGGGUCCGUUGCAAUUGGGACACAAAGAAUCCAAGUAGAUUCACAAAAAUAAACCUGAACCCUCAAAAGGGACCAUUCGAGAAUCUGCUGGGACCGAAUGACUAAUGUCAGAUUUUCUUUGUUUUUGUUGCAAUUUUUCUUCAAAGCCCAGCUUUGGUUGCAGUUAACGUUGUUGUUGGGAAGCUUGGAAGCAAACAAGAAGCGUGUUAAAGCUCCGAAAAAGAAGCAAAAGGAAAGUUGUUUUGAUUAUUUUUUGUUGGGGGGGGGGGUGGUAAACUUGUUAAAUAUGUAUUUAUGUUCUGUGUCGUUUUGGUCUUUUGUUUUUUAAUUAAUGGAGUAAUUCUGUGCAAGAAGUCGAUAUUCUUGAAGAAAAGAGAGAUUUGUUUUCAAAACAGCAUCAGAGGCAGGGUGAUAUUUUCCCCAAACCUGUCCUUUUUUGAGAAAUAAAAAGAUAUUGCACCAUUUGGAUUCAGUUAGGAAGGUCAAAAUCUGCAGCACAUCUCAAAAUUAAAUUGCAAUGCGAGAGCUUGAAAGAAGAGGAGAAAUACAUCAUUAGAUCAGUUUCAUAAGGAGAAGGAUAACUUAAUAUUGAGUCUUAUACGGAUCAGUGGUUCCCUAUCUUUGGUCCUCCAGGUAUUUAAGACUACAAUUCCCAUCAUUCCCAACUAUUGGCUAAUGGGGAGUUGGAGUCCAAACAUUUGGAGGACUCCCAAGUUGGGAGCCAUUUGUAUAAGAUUAAAGUGUGUCAAGGGGUGCGUCUACACAGUUGAAUGAAUACAGUUUGACACUGCUUUAAAACCCAUCUUUCGAUGCUCUGGAGUGCUGGGAGUUGUAGUUUGGUCAAACACCAGCCCUCUUUGGCAGAGAAGGCCUUGUGAUUUUUUUUUUCAUGUCAGAAGUGACUUGAGAAAUUACAAGUCACUUCCGGUGUGAAAGAAUAGGCUGUCUGCAAAGAUGUUGCCCAGGGGACACCCAGAUGUUUUACCAUCCUGUGGGAGUCUUCUCUCAUAUCUCCGCACAGGAAGCUGGAGCUGACAGACAGGAGCUCACCCCUUCUUGUGGAUUCGAACUGCCAACCUUCAGGUCAGCAGUUCAGCCAGCACAAGGGCUUAAUCCAGUGGUUCUCAACCUGUGGGUCCCCAGAUGUUUUGGCCUUAAACUCCCAGAAAUCCUAACAGCUGGUAAACUGGCUGGGAUUUCUGGGAGUUGUAGGCCAAAACACCUGGGGACCCACAGGUUGAGAACCACUGGUUUAAUCCAUUGAGCCACCACGUCUCCUCUUGUGAAAUUACAUCUCCCGUUAUCCGAUUGCUUUAAGCCAUGGUAAUCCCAAGUGGUCUCAAACUGCAUUAACUCAACAGUGUAAAUGCCCCACUAACCUAUUAGGCAAACUGUUGCACUCAUUGGAUGCACAGAAGGCUUGCCUUUGUCAUUGAGAACAAUUCAAAGCCGGGUGGCCACGUGUCAGGAGUGCUAGGAUUUGGGUUGGACUAGAUUACCUUUAGGACCCCAUCCAGCUUUCACAAACCAGAACUGUUCUGCCCAUAUAUGCCACCGUACAACUGUGUGGGUUUGGACAGAUGUUCAUUGAGGUUUUUUGGACGAACAUCACAAUGAAAUUCAAUGUUUAUGGUGUAUGGGCACUUGACCAACGUUAUCCUAAGAGAAUACCAUAAAAGUCUUGGAAUAAGCUCCUUUUGGGGCAUUUUUAAAGCCUAUCUUCCAAGCUUUGGCCAUUUUGGAGGUUGUUUCAAGUCCAAUGCCUUCAUGUGAUGAGCCUUAAGAUUCAGACAUUCUUAUCCAUAUGGCAGAACUGGGCUUUUGUUUCUCCUAGGAUGCAUCUACACUGUAGAAUUAAUGCAGUUUAACACCCUUUGAGCUGCCUGGCUCAAUGUUAUGGCAUCCCAGGAGUUUUAGUUAUAGUUUUGAGCCUUCUCUGCUAAAGUUCCAGUGCCUCCCCAAACUACAACUCCCAGGAUUCCAUAACAAUCAAAGUGGCAUCAAACUGCAUUAAAUCCACCGUGUGGAUGCACCCCCAAUUAAGAUGGUGUGGAUUUUUCAGGUUGAGUUGUAGCUCUCUUUCCCUUCUUUCUUUCCAAGGGGGAAAAAAAUUCACAAUUCCAGGAACCCAUUCCAACUACUGUAUAUUAUUACGUGCAUGUAGUCUUACAAGAGGAACUACUGCUCAAUGCAAGCAAAAUGUGAAUUUUUGGAGAUUUCCUUUCUCCAAGAUGAAAGGGACACCAAUCGAUUUUUCCGUAGUUGAAACCAACUUUGGAAGUUUUGGAUUCAGUUUCACUUUUAAAUCUUGCCUAUUUGGGGACCAGAGGUUCAUCCACCCAAGCUGUGAAAAACAAAACAGUUCUCCGCUUUGAUUUGGGUUUGUUUUUAGACUCUCGACUAAUUCUUUCUUCGACAUGUGUCCCAUUGUAUGCUGAGCAUAUAAUAACCGCCUCCUUUAAUGAUCAUGUUGUGCCUUUUAAAAACAAGAAAAAGAAAUAAGACUUUAUAAAUCUUUAAACUUUCAGAGGUUGUCUUAUCUUUUUGUUUUCCUACGUUUCGUUUCCUUGAAAUGAUUCCUUUCCUCCUUUUGUUCUAAAGGGGGGAAUGCCUUUGGGGAAUUUGGGGGGAGGGGGUUGAGAACAGAAAUGCCUUUUUAUGCAAUCUUAUAAUUUGUUUUUUCCUCCUGUUUGGUCAUCUGUUUGAUCUGUUCUGUUUCACUUGCUUCUGACUAAGUCAUGCUAACUUUUGUACAGAUCCAUUUCAUAAAAUUAAAAAAAGUCUUUUAUUCAA
Anolis sagrei ordinatus is the source of this 5148-nucleotide messenger RNA. RefSeq names its product SRY-box transcription factor 8 (gene SOX8). NCBI's taxonomy places the organism in Eukaryota, Metazoa, Chordata, Lepidosauria, Squamata, Anolidae. Gene Ontology annotation, biological process: neural crest cell development; peripheral nervous system development; morphogenesis of an epithelium. Gene Ontology annotation, cellular component: nucleus. Gene Ontology annotation, molecular function: RNA polymerase II cis-regulatory region sequence-specific DNA binding; DNA-binding transcription factor activity, RNA polymerase II-specific. The record is from RefSeq and is a predicted model, not a curated record.